Molecule: messenger RNA, 351 nt
Organism: Funneliformis mosseae
Lineage: Eukaryota; Fungi; Glomeromycota; Glomeromycetes; Glomerales; Glomeraceae
Source: the annotation of a GenBank genome assembly
AUGUCUUCAGGACAAAAUUACACAGAUAAUGAUGUCUUUUUCGUUAAUUCUAGUGAAAGUAUUAAAAUUGAAGUCUUACAUUAUUCUCCCGCUAAUAUAAUAUCGAAUUAUCCACCAAUUUUAUUCAUUCAUGGAUCAAAUAUUGCGGCUUGGGCUUGGGAUAAUUUUUGUCGCUGGUUUUCGAAUAAAGGACAUGAUUGUUACGCUAUGAGUUUUCGAGGACACGGACAAAGUACGAAGACUCCCAAAAAAGAUAAAUGGUGGUCAUUAAAUGAGAUUACGAAUGAUAUAUCAGUCGUAACCGAUGCAAUUAUUGCUAGAACCGGAGAUAAACCUGUUCUCGUGGGGUAA